Molecule: messenger RNA, 915 nt
Organism: Dentiscutata heterogama
Lineage: Eukaryota; Fungi; Glomeromycota; Glomeromycetes; Diversisporales; Gigasporaceae
Source: the annotation of a GenBank genome assembly
AUGCUAUCACGUUGUAUUCAUGAAAAUCGUGAGCAAAAUGAAUCGGAUGAUAAUGAAAAUUAUGACAUUCAAGAUAGAAAUAUUCAAGAAAUUAAAGAUGAAAGAAGUAGAGGCCAUAAUAGUGAUGAAAACCAAAGUCAUAGUCAAACUGAAGUUCAGGAGCUUCCUUCUCCCCCAUUUUUUAGUACAUUUCAGCAUUUAAAACCAAUGCAUGAAUUUACUUUACACUUACCUACUAGAUAUGAAUCUUCAUUAUCAUCGCCUUAUUUAUUGUUUAGUACUUUUUUUUCAUCUGAACAAUUAAGUGUGAUAGUUCAGAAUACUAAUAAGUAUGCUUACUUAAAAGGUGCAGGAGCGGGACGUAAAUGGAAGGAUUUAACAAUAGGAGAAUUCAAAAUUUGGUUGGCAAUAUUAAUAUAUACUGGUAUUUUUAAGUUACCUAGUAUUAGAGAUUAUUGGAAUGCAGAUAGUAGAUUUCCAGAACAUAGGAUAACGACUUUUAUGACUUUACUUCGUUUUGAGCAAAUUGUACAAUUCCCUCUUUAUAUUGUAUGGGAUCUAAUUAGUGCGGGUAUGGAAGAAAAUAAUUCAACAAAAAAACCAAAUACCCGAAGUUCAACUGAAGAAUUAGCUAAAAAUAUUGAUACUCAUACCUCAAGAACACAAUAUGUAACAAGCAAAUUCGAGCUUCCCAUAUUAAGGUUAUCUCCGGAAGGACAUUUACCUGAAUGGAGAAAAGAUAGAAUUAGCUGUGUAUGGUGCAAGUAUUUAGCAAAAAAAAAUAAUAAAAAAGCGUCCCAAAAUCCAUCACAAUCUCAGGUUUAUUGCAAUAAAUGCAACGUACCUUUAUGUUGUAAUAAGGAUAGAGCCAAUUGCUUUAAAGACUAUCACACACGAAAAGAAGAUAGUAAUUAA